Dermochelys coriacea (leatherback sea turtle) is the source of this 2313-nucleotide messenger RNA. RefSeq names its product secreted frizzled-related protein 2-like. The coding region runs from base 140 to 1141 and encodes 333 amino acids. The record is from RefSeq and is a predicted model, not a curated record. NCBI's taxonomy places the organism in Eukaryota, Metazoa, Chordata, Testudines, Dermochelyidae. The transcript has 4 exons. Gene Ontology annotation, biological process: non-canonical Wnt signaling pathway; canonical Wnt signaling pathway; negative regulation of canonical Wnt signaling pathway. Gene Ontology annotation, molecular function: Wnt-protein binding.
UGGGUGGCUUGGAGAAAGCAGCGCCUGAAGCUCUGAUUUUAUUGUGCUGGAGAAAAGAGGUAUAAUUACAUGGUAGGAUUUUACAACCCCUUCCUAGGCCUUGGAUUUCCUGCAGUUAAAUACAUGCACUUGUGUGGUCAUGACCAAACACAUCCCUGUGGUCUACGCUCCUGUUACCAAAACCUAUAAUUUUCCGAGGAUAAACAUCCUGGUUUCAGGCUCACAAAGCCAGCCGGAGCUCCCAGAGUCCCCGUCCAGGCUCUCGAUGGAUGUCCUGCUGCUCCUCGUCCUCCUGGUGUGGGCGUGGCGCUCUCCUUCCCUGGCUGCUCCUUUCACCUACCAGCUGGCCCGGCUCAGCUCCCAGCAGAGCAGCUGCAAGCCCAUCCCCAGCAGCAUGACCCUCUGCCACGGGGUCGGGUACAACGAGAUGCGGCUGCCCAACCUGCUGGGCCAUGAGAGCAUGAAGGAAGUUCUGCAGCAAGCUGCCUCCUGGGUACCGCUGCUCACCAAGCAGUGCCACGGGGACACCAAGAAAUUCCUGUGCUCCCUCUUCGCCCCCGUGUGCAUCAGCGACCUGGAGGAUCCCAUCUACCCUUGCAGAUCCCUCUGCGAGGCCGUGAGAGACGGCUGCACCCCUGUCAUGGCUGCCUUUGGCUUCCCAUGGCCAGAGAUGUUCAACUGCAGCAGGUUCCCUCGGGGGAACGAACUGUGCAUCCCGCCGGCCGGCCCAGACGACAGACUCCAGCUCACGAAGGAAGACGCAGUGUGCGCAGCCUGUAUCAGCCGAGGGCACAGCGAAAAGGAGUUCCUGGAAAACUUCUGCAGCCAAGAUUUUGCCUUGAAAAUGAGCAUCAAAGCGCUGUCCAGCGUGGACGGAGACUUAAAAGUGACCCCAGAGCUCAAGAGCCGGACCCUCUACAAGCAGGGAGACUGGUUGGAAGAAGAGCUGAAGAAGCCGGUCCUGUGGCUGACACACGGCGAGACCUGCACCUGCGAAGAACUCCGCGGCCAGGGCACUGUGGUCCUGGCCAUGGGCCACAAGGUGGCUGGCCGCUUGGUCAUCUCCUGGGUGAGGAGGUGGCAGCGAGGGGAGAGGGAGCUGAAGAAAUUCACCCGGGCCGUGCGGAAGAUCCAGUGCUAAAGGGGAGGGGCACGCUUUGCGCUGAGAACGUAGCCCUCCUGCGCGUGCUGUGACUUCUUCCCACUCCCACUCCAGCCGGAAAACGUGUUAGAUUUAGCCAGGCUCUUACCGGGAAAACAGGCCCCCCCACACCCCCAGUCACUGACAGACCCAUACGGCGUUCAGAGGGGAUCCAGAAACUCAACCAGGAAGCAGCUGAGUCAAGCAUCCUCCGGAGGGUGCGUGCAGACUAAGGAGACCAGAGGCACAGACAAGCCAGCCCCCCUACCUCCGGCCGAUGUGGUUAGCUGUAGGGCCGGGGUGGCCAACCUGAGCCUGAGAAGGAGCCAGAAUUUACCAAUGUACAUUGCCAAAGAGCCACAGUAAUACGUCAGCAGCCCCCCCCCCCCGUCAGCUUCCCCACCCACUCCCAACACCUGCUGAUCAGCACCUCCCCUCCCUCCCUGCACCUCCCGAUCAGCUGUUUCGUGGCAUGCAGGAGGCUCUGAGAGGGAGGGGGAGGAGCGAGGGCAUGGCAGGCUCAGGGGAGGGGGCUGGAAGGGGUGGAGUGGGGGCAGGGCCUGAGGCAGAGCCAGGGGGUGAGCAGUGAGCACCCCCCCGGCCCAUUGGAAAGUUGGUGCCUGUAGCUCCAGCCCUAGAGUCGGUGCCUAGACAAGGAGCCGCAUAUAAACUUCUGGAACCCCAGGUUGGCCACCCCUGGUAUAGGAAGAACAUGCUGGUGGCCAGGAGAGAGGUGAAAUCCCAAUAAACUACCACCUCACUUCAUCCCUGGGUCAGAGAAGGGAGAGCUCGUGGGGGGAAAUAGGAGAACAGCGGGCAGAGCGGGAGGUGCCAGCAGCAGUCACGUGGGGGAAUGGGUGCCUCAAACGAGCUCCCAAGAGACUCUGCAAAUGCUCCACCUCCAUCUCCCGCCCGGACUCUCGCCCCUCCUGCAAAUCUGCGGCCAGGUUUUUGUACCUCCAAGCAUUCCAACGCGUGUAGAUAACGUCUGUGUCUCUGUGCCAACUGACCAAUUACACGUCCGGUUAGUUACCGGCACGCACAGCUACUGUGGUUGGGCGUGCAACACUAAUAAGUGCCUGUGCAAAUACCUGCAUGCAUUGAUGGCAAAUCUAUUGCCAGUUUGGGCUCAGCUUCGGAAUUUGCUUUAAUAAAAAUAUUCUGCUCGUUAA